Ostertagia ostertagi is the source of this 1263-nucleotide messenger RNA. The record is from the annotation of a GenBank genome assembly. NCBI's taxonomy places the organism in Eukaryota, Metazoa, Nematoda, Chromadorea, Rhabditida, Trichostrongylidae.
AUGGAGAAGACGUGCGGAGUCACCAAUCUCCAAGUCUUCGAUUACACAGGAAUGCCAUACAGCUUUUCAGUCCCCCGAGUGGAGUACCUGACAGAACCUCUUCAGAGAAGUAAGCUGAGUGAAGAAGACAAGCGCUACCUGGUAAAUCACGACAUCGAACUUUCUGUCAAUCCUUACGCAAAAGAGAUUCAACCCGAAAUCCUUUUGGGGCACUGGCUCGCGAAACUUCCUGUCAACAAGGAUGCUGGCGUUCUCGUUAGAAACCGAAUACUGGAAAUUCGCAAGAUUGCGGCAGACAUACAGAAACCAAUACGCUGGCCUAAGCGACAACAGCGGCUCACUCUGCCACAAGACAUUGAUGGAGAAGUCGAGGAAAUAAAAAUCUGCCUAGUAGGAGUAGAAUCAAGGGACGAUGACAAGGAAUUGAUUGACUGGAACAGACAUAACUCCUUGUCUACUACGCAACAAACCGUGGCUCUGGCACUUCGCUUCUUGAGACGCCCAAAUGAAAGGGUGUCACACGUGCUGUCGUCUCGGCUCCAAAAAAAUAUUCCAGCAUUGGAACCGAGGAAGGAAUAUCAAUAUGUCACCGCAGAAAGAGACGAAGCACUCCAUGCCAUCGUGCAAAACCAUCAAGCGAUCCAUGUCACCGAACAGCUCCGAAAAUCGAUAAAGAGCCUCAACCCCUCAACCUCCAACCGGACAAACAAGGGCUUCUUUGCUGUUACGGACAAUCCAAGGCGUACAAGAUCACCACGAUGGCUACAAUACUUGCUCACAUUCCUUUUCGGAACUUCCUAUGGAAAAUCACUCCAGUGCGUAAAAGGCGGAGUGCAAAUUGUCAGCAAUGGAGAAUCGCAAUACGAGAUAUGCGCGGAAGGGCACUGCGUAGUGACAAAACAUCCUCUACCGAAUGACACUUUGUUUUUCCCACCGGAGAUUACAUUACAUGACCAUAGAGUGCAAAGGGAAAGGCUCGACGGAAGAAAAAUCGAAGUUAUCGAAACAACGUGUCCAGCAAUUCCCUUUUGUGAUAAUGUGCAGUGUUGGUUUUGCACAGCCAACGCCUUUAAUCCAGAAUACAGUCCUAUAGCAGCUCUGAUGGUCUGGACAGUAACCUUCUACAUGGCGAUAGCUGUCAUCUACACAAUAUGCUACGUGCCCCUCACCGUAGGAAAACCCUGUAGGAUUCUUCACGAGCAUACUCAAAGGCAUCAAGACCGGGUACCUCAGGAGAAACCAUCUAGUCGGGAAUCGAAAUAG